UUUGCUUGCCCCUACCGACACUUUUUGCAUCAUCUGCUAAACGCAUGCGCGGCGCUGAACCCAUCGGUGGCGCAAAUUCUUGGGAUCGACUGCAGGUCAUAACCCGAUUACGACGUGCGCGCCUAAAGCCUUUACAGGCCUCGUCAUUGUGUUCCAAACACGAAUCCCUUUCUUCUGUUCCCAACGGGAUCCGCACGCCCACCGACGCUGCUCUCCCUCAUCUGCAAGGCUAAGCACGCAUGUAUGACUCGCACAUCAACAGUUUACAAUUUAGUAGGUCUAUGUGAACAUCACUCGCCCAUCUAACCCAACAGCACACUGUAUCUGGACACUUACCUCCACUAAUUUCCUCGGACCUCCAUUUACUACGGCUCGUAUCAAGCCUCUUGCAGAGCCGACAUUAUCAUCCUUUUACCGUACCCAGAAUUCUUGAACAGCUGUCGAUGGGUCCCGCUUCACUAUCGUCCUUCACCGCAUAUUUUCUGUUCAUCUCUACCGUCACCACGCACACGAAAAAGAAAAAAAUCUUCAUUUAUCUCCGAUCCCUCCCGGACAUGUGUGCCUGUGUGUGUGUGUGUGUGUCACACAAGGUCCUGCUCGU
Molecule: messenger RNA, 601 nt
Organism: Bipolaris maydis ATCC 48331
Lineage: Eukaryota; Fungi; Ascomycota; Dothideomycetes; Pleosporales; Pleosporaceae
Source: RefSeq, a predicted model, not a curated record